This is a messenger RNA of Austrofundulus limnaeus, 1655 nucleotides long. RefSeq names its product epithelial membrane protein 1 (gene emp1b). Lineage: Eukaryota; Metazoa; Chordata; Actinopteri; Cyprinodontiformes; Rivulidae. Gene Ontology annotation, cellular component: plasma membrane. The record is from RefSeq and is a predicted model, not a curated record.
UGUGUUUUUAGACUCAGAGCCUGAAAUUAGUGUUCCUUGAGAGCGGGAAGGAAUUAGACUUGAAGAAACUUCACAGCCGUCUAAGACAUCGUCAUCAUGUUGGUCGUCCUCGGUGGGAUCUUCGUCCUUCACAUCGCAGCCAUCAUCCUCCUCCUGGUGGCCACUAUUGACAAUGCCUGGUGGGUAACAGAUACCACAUCCACUGAUAUUUGGGCUCGCUGGGUGAACACAAACGGAGUGUGGAACCUCACCGAUCUCCCAACAGGCUCACAUUACCCAACAGAUUACCUCCAGGCAGUGCAGGCCACCUCUGUGCUGGCAUGUAUAUUCUGCUGCAUCUCACUCCUCGUCUUCAUCGCUCAGCUCUUCACCCUCCCCAAGGGACAGAAGUUYAUCAUCUCYGGAGUUCUUCAGUUCCUCGCAUGCCUGUUCAUCAUGAUCGCAGCCUCCAUCUACACAGACCGCUUCCAUAUCGACGAGCGCACAGGUAACUACGGCCACAGCUACAUCCUGGCAUGGAUCGCCUUCGGUCUCACCUUCUUCUCCGCCAUCAUUUACGUCGUGCUACGCAAGAAAUAAGGACAUUUGAACCAGCUGGCCCAGAUGACUUUGUCUUUGUGUGUUUUUAGGUUUUUGCUGGAGUUACAGCCUCAGAUCCAACCAGUGUUUGAUUAACUGAGUCUGCUUUAGAUGUAAAGUUCAAAUAUUGUAGGUUUUUGAAGCRAGACGCAAACUCAGUUAAUCACAGCUGUAAUUGAGUUUUAUAUCAGCCCAGAGUCGGGCUGGAUCACUUCAGGGCAUCUAACUUGUAAGAAUAUUUUUGUUGUUAAGUGACCARAAAGAGUUCUAGUGAGAGGACACAAUGGUAACACAAAUCUAAAUCUCUAAGCUAAAAUUGAUUUUAAAAUAAAGUACACUAACAACCAGGUUUUAUUUAUAGAAUCUGUUGACCCAGCAGAUCGUAAAUAAAAYGCUUCUUCUUGAUGUGAUGAAAGUUUACUGCAGUUUAGUUACAUAAAAGAUGAGAUUUCUGUUUUUAUAAAGUAUUCAAAGAUCUGUUUGAGAAGACAUUCUAGUAUUUCUACAAGAUUACUCAGGAUUGGUACUAUUCUUGUAAAGUGUUACCAAAAUUCCUAGAUUGUACCAAAGACACAGCAGUAAAAUAUGCUGUGUGUACAGUCAGAUAUGGACAAUGUUACAGUAGAUAAAAAGGGUGUGUUGUCAUUUUAGAUGCUGUUUAUGCAUUAUUUUAUUAAUAGUUUAUCAUUUUUUUCUCCAUACCUUCCAAACAGCUGUUGCCUUACUUUGUAUAGUUAAAAGUCUUAAUGAACAUAAGUUUCUAGCAAAGGCGUAAAAAUAUAAAUUAGUUUGUUCAAAAGGAUCAUUUUGAAGAAGAAGUCACUAAACAAAAGUUAGAUCACACACAUGUUUAUUUUUUCUAAACUCCACUUCAAUCAACCUAAUAAAACCUGAUUCUGGUAACAUCACAUCCAGUCAGUCGUUCACACACUAACGUUUCGAUUAGAAAGGCAACUGCUUUGAAUCUUUAAAACAUCACCUGUAAAUAUGAUUUAUUUUCCCAUGAGGUUUUAUUUUUGCUAUUAUGUGUUCUAAAUGACAGAUAUUUACAAUAUUAAAACUUCAUUUUCAUUAAA